Molecule: messenger RNA, 969 nt
Organism: Exophiala aquamarina CBS 119918
Lineage: Eukaryota; Fungi; Ascomycota; Eurotiomycetes; Chaetothyriales; Herpotrichiellaceae
Exons: 1
Coding region: 1-969 (322 amino acids)
Biological process (GO): regulation of endocytosis
Cellular component (GO): endosome
Molecular function (GO): GTP binding; GTPase activity
Source: RefSeq, a predicted model, not a curated record
AUGUACGACUACCUAGCGAAAGUCGUCCUGAUCGGGCCUUCUGGCACCGGCAAAUCAUGCAUCCUGCAUCGGUUCGUCAAGGCCGAAUGGCGGGUGCUCUCGUCACAGACCAUCGGCGUCGAGUUCUCCUCCAAAAUCGUCAAGAUCGGCUCUGGCGCCACCCGCCGCAGGAUAAAACUCCAGUUGUGGGAUACCGCGGGCACCGAGCGGUUUCGCAGCGUCAGUCGGAGUUACUAUCGUGGUGCUGCGGGGGCGAUCCUGGUCUACGAUGUCUCGAGCCUUGCGAGUUUCAAUGCGCUGCCAACGUUUCUGAGUGACGCACGGGCAUUGGCGAGUCCGAAUCUGACGGUGAUAUUGGCGGGGAAUAAGGCCGACUUAUCAGAUGGGAGUCAACGGCAGAAUAUCCACAUCAGUGGAAACACGCAGCGGCCGUCGGAGACUGCGGGCGCUACACCGUCGAGCACCUCGAGUAGACAGUCGUUUCUGCCGUACGACACCGGUGGAGGCACCAGCGCAGGGACGACACGGUCGCGUGGAGACUCGAUCAACCUAAGCGGCACGAGCAACAAAUGGACGGCGACGGUCUCGUCGGAAGGCCGCGAAGUCAGCAGCGAUCUCGCAUCACGAUGGGCAUCUAAGGCGCUUGUCCCCGUGACGAUGGAGGUGUCGGCACUGACGGGAGAGAAUGUCGACGAGCUAUUCAAUCGGCUGGGCCGCACGAUUCUCACAAAGAUUGAGCUCGGUGAGAUCGACCCGGACGACCCAACUAGCGGGAUCCAGUACGGCGACGGCGGUGGAUACGGGGACGGCGCGAGCGUGCGCAGUGGCAUGACGGGCGGUGACGAUGGUGCUAGCACGUUGCGCAGACGCCAUGGCAAGAGACAGCGCAACGGUCUCUUGUCUGGCUUGACGGAGUGGGAGGAUGUGUUUCGAAGACCGCCGUCCCGCGGUGGUGGGCGAUGCUGCUGA